UCCUAUUCACAUAUUCGCUAGUCAACAACCCUUUUAGCACUCUUCAAAAUGCCGUCCACUUGGGUGUAAUAAUGAUAAGCGACCAAAAACAACAAUGUGAAUGUGAAGAGGAUGAAAUGAUCCCAAUUGUCUAUCUAACCAUUAAGUCCACACCCUUUAAUCAUUCCCACUUUUCCUUCGUCACCUCGUAGUAGAGAUAUCAUCCCAUUGCAUUUGGAAGCUUCAUCCAUGGCUAAGACAAUAACCAAAUUGGAUGGCUUUGCUUGUCGUUUUUUCCCCAUUGUCAUCAUCUUCUUCUCCUAGUCCCCCAUUUGCCUAUCUUUCUUACAUCACCAUCAAAACACCUUUCCUCAUAACAACAUAAAGAGUUUAGAAGUUCCAACUAUUCAAGGAAAUUCUAAAAUCAGGAAUGGUAAGGGCAAACGAAAUUCGAAUUAGUUAAACGAAGAUAAUGGAUACUGCCGGUACUAAUCCAAGACCCUGUCAUCCCUAAUCAUUCAAACAUGUAGGUCACCUACAAAUCAAUGGAGAGGAAAGAGAAUUCAUGUUGUGGUUUUGGUUUGAAAGUUGUGGGGGGACAAGGGGAAAUUGAAGGGCGGUACCAUUGGUAGAUCUCUCGUGCAAUUUCUGUCACCUCAUUCAAUUUUGCCAUCAAUGCAUGGCAAGGGAAGGUAAAGGAUGGUAGAUAUGCUCCCAUUAAAUGCCCUAUGAAUUCAAGCAAGCAAGCGCCAUAGAGUGUUUGAUUUUCUGACAUUCCAAAGGGCUAACAAGGGACCAAGUCACCUAGCCACAAACAAUGAAAAACAAAUGAUUUAAGUUGUAAAUUAUACAAGAAAAACUUCCAGAAUUUUCACGGCUGAAAUAUGUUUACCGAAACUCAUACUAACGAUGAUUCAUAUUAUGAAUAUUCGAUAAAUAUGUUUACACGAUUGAAGAGAGAUAUGUACCUUACCCCCAACUAGUUUGUGGGCAUUUGGUGAUAGAGUUUAUGCUAACUUUGACCACCAUGAACUUUCAUAGCCUUCUCAAAGCGUCCCGAAACUUAAUGAUUUCCCCCCAAUAUCGGUACUUUGGUCAAAGUUAGAAUGUAAUGAAUCGCGCCCUAAGAUGUAGAGGAUUUAACUGGAACACGCAUCUAUGAUCUAACAACAUAUUCUAUCCAACUCCCAUGAACAUACAAGCAAUGCCCAACUUCGAAGAAAAUACGAAAUGUAGGUAUUCGUUUGAGAAGCAAUCAUGAUUCAGGGGACUAAAACUAAAAAAAAACAUCAACAUUAAUCCUUAUACUAAUACUCCCCCCUGAUAAAUGUGUUUCUGCCUAUGAAAAUGUGUGUUGCUGUGUGCAAUUAAUUCUUUUCCAUUUUCCCGCUACACUUUGCUCAAAAAUCAACACACCUCGAUUUCGCACAUCUCCACUUACUUUCCUCCCUCUUGAAUCCAUUCAAAUUUCUCGAUCAACAAAUCUGGAGCUGAGCUUGCAAACAAUUAACAAAUAUAGCCAGGCUAAAAAUUUCUCUAACUUUUUUUUUUUUCUUUUUUCAUUUUUGGUCACUCUCAACGUCUCCCUCUCCUUUGCAACAAAUACAAUACACAAGUAUUUUGCUGUUGGAGCCUCACUGUUAUCAACUACUCAAUCAUUCAUGAUGUUGUGACCCAACUAAUCAGUGGACCUGACCUGACCAAGCUUAGCCAGCCCAGCCAAGAAGAAGGAAAUGCCCCCUUCCCUUCCUUUUACCCCACUCUUUUUGGUUCCAGUGGUACACCACCAACCAAAGGUAAAAAGAGAAAAAGGUAAAAAUAUUAAACCCAAUUAUCACGGAAUGAUUAUAAUUGAUUAAUCAGACUAAGUAUCAUUACCUACUCGCAUGUUACGUUUAGGUGGAAAAAGUAACGAACCAUCAUGCUUCCCGAUGCAGUGAGCCAGUCCCAUGGGCACACAGUAAAGAGUGUGUAAUAAGACCACCAUCUGGAGCUCUGAGACUGAGAGACCAAUUUUGAGUCGGAGCACUGAGAAAACAAGGAGUCAAAAGGUGCCAAACAAAUCAUAAGGAAGAACUAAUCCAAAAGAAUUCCCCCAUAAUUUGCGCCCAAAAGCAGAAUCAAAACGUACUGUAUUGCAAUUAGGAAAUGGGCAAUUGGCAGCCAACCCAUCUCGUUUCCUUUUAUGCACUCACAAGGAAAGGAAAAACAACAGAAACUUUGCACAAAACAGAGAGCGUAUUAAAAGCCUUCCCUUCCCUUUCCUUUCCCUUAUUAGUUAUUCCAUACCCACAGAGAGAGAGCUGAGUUUGAGAUUCUCUUCUGGAUUCAGAGAAGGAGAGAAGAGAGAGCAAAAGGGAAACAAAUUUUCGCAAGAGUGGAAUGGAAAUGAUGGCAAUUUACCUCCCUUUUUGAAUGCCGAUCGAUCUAGAGAGAGAAAGCGAGAUAACCAGCUUUCAGUUUCAGCCUUCCUUCCACUCUUGUCCUCAUUUGAGCUGGCCUUCUCACUAAUUAUUAGCUUGGAUUCUCUCCUCCAAAAAGCCUCUUCCUUCCUUCCUUCCUUCCUUACUCCCCCUUUUCUUUUUCACUUCUUCAUCCCUCUCUUUCUUCCUUGUAUGCAUCUGGUAGCUUACUAGUUACUAGUUCCACCACUACCCAGAAUCCAGAAGCAAGCUUCUCUGGUCCAACAAUGGCUGACAAAGAAAAACCCACCACCUCCAAGGGCCAAGCAUGGUUCUGCACCAGUGGGCUGCCCAGCGACAUUGCAGUCGAGGUUGAUGAUAUGAGCUUUCAUCUCCACAAGUUCCCUUUGAUGUCGAAAAGUCGAAAGCUGCAUCAGCUGAUAACAGAGCAAGAGACAAACCCUACCUCUGCCUCUGCCGCUGCCGCCGCUACCCUCCAAACCUCCUCCACGGACGAGGACGGCGCCGGAGAAGGAGACGAAAUCGAGGAAGUCGAAUGCCAGAUUUCGCUCCCGGAUUUCCCGGGCGGCACCGAGACCUUCGAAAUGGCCGCCAAGUUCUGCUACGGGGUCAAGGUCGACCUCUCUGCCUCCACCGUCGCGCCGCUCCGCUGCGCCGCCGAGGUCCUGGAGAUGACGGAGGACUACUCCGAGGCCAAUUUGAUAGCCAAGACGGAGAAAUUCCUCUCCCAGAACGUCCUCAAGAGCCUCAAGGAAUCGAUUAAAGCCCUCAAGUCUUGCGAGCGGGUGAUGCCGCUCGCCGAAACCCUAGGCAUCCCGCAGCGCUGCAUUGAAUCCUUGGCCUCCAGAGCUUCCACCGCCGAUCCCGCCCUGUUCGGCUGGCCGGUCGUCGCCACCGACGGCGGUGACAGUAGCAAGAGAGAUUCCUCUAAUCAAGCCUUGUGGAACGGAAUCGAAUCCGCUGUCCGCCGCAAAGGCCGAUCCUCUUCCUCCGCGGCGGCCGCCGGUUAUAACAUGGACUCGUGGCUGGAAGAUCUCUCGCAUCUCACUUUGCCGUUGUUCAAUCGGUUGAUUUCGGCGAUGAAGGAGCGAGAUCUGAGCCCGGAGAUCAUCGAGAGCUGUCUAAUUCACUACGCCAGAAAGCACAUUCCGGGGAUCACGAGGCAGAGCAGGAAACAUCCGCCAGCCGCGGCGGCGACUACAACGAUCGCCUCAGAAGGCGAGCAGAGAGAAGCGCUGGAAACAAUCGCUUCCAAUCUACCUCUUCAAAAAAACUCCAGAUCCUCGACGGCUACUCGAUUCCUAAUCGGCUUGCUGCGAACCGCCAACAUCUUGAACGCGUCGCAGUCGUGCCGCUCCGCCCUGGAGAAGAAGAUCGGCUCGCAGCUCGAGCAGGCCACGCUCGACGAUCUCCUGAUCCCAAGCUAUUCGUACCUCAACGAGACUCUCUACGACGUCGACUGCGUCGAGAGGAUCUUAUCCUACUUUCUGGACGGAAUCGAAGAGGAAGGAGAUGGUAUAAUAACCGCCGACGACGACGAUCUUGCACACAGCUCCAGAGCGCCGACGUUGAUGCUUGUCGGGAAGCUCAUCGACGGUUACCUCGCAGAGAUCGCCUCCGAUUCCAAUCUAAAGCCCGACCGAUUCUACAAGCUCGCCGUCUCGCUGCCGGACCAGGCCAGACUCUUCGACGACGGCCUCUACAGAGCCGUCGACGUUUAUCUCAAGUCGCAUCCAUGGAUAUCGGAGACGGAGAGGGAGAAGAUCUGCGGGGUGAUGGACUGCCAGAAGCUGACCCUGGAGGCGUGCACGCACGCGGCGCAGAACGAGCGGCUGCCGCUCCGCGCGGUGGUUCAGGUCCUGUUCUUUGAGCAGCUGCAGCUCCGGCACGCGAUCGCGGGGACGCUGAUGGCGGCGGGCGGGGAGCCGGGGAGGCCGUCGGUACAGCGGCGGGAUGAGGUGGAAGAGGAGGAGGAGGAAGGCGAAAUGGGAGCGGCGUUGGGAAACGGAAGGAGGGAGGAGAAGGGUAGGAACACGUGGAGGGAAGCGGCGAGGGAGAAUCAGGUGCUGCGGCUGGACAUGGAUAGCAUGAGGACGCGGGUGCAUCAGCUGGAGAGGGAAUGCUCGAGCAUGAAGAAGGUGAUCGAGAAGAUCGGCAAGGAUGAUGAUUCUGUGGAAGGGGAGAAGAAUGGACGGUCAGGAUGGAGAGGAGGGUCGUCGUUGACCAAGAAGUUCGGGUGCAAGUUCAAGACGCAGGUGUGUGAUUCUCACGAGCAAGCGGUCGCGGGAAGGACGACGAGGAGAGGGAGGCAGCAACACCAUCACCAAGAGUAGACCCUGCCGCAGAGGAUUGAAGAACGGGGUUUUCCGUUUUUUCGUUUCCACGGCCAUUUCCGUUCCGGUCUUCGUCGUUUCGGGGUCUGUGAGUUGACCAGAAACGCCGUUUGUUUAGGGUUGUUUUUCUUUUUUUGUGUGUGUGUAUUUUUUUGAGGAGGUUUGGGUGGAUGGAUGAAUUGUUUUGUAAGAUAGUGCCACGUCGACAUGCCACUUCUGCUGCCCAGAGAAAAAGCUGAGAAAAAGGAAAAUAAAUUUGUUUAUUGAUUUUUUAUUAUUAUUUACUUUUAUCCUGCUAUUAAAAAAGGAAAAGCCGAAGAUUCGGUAAAAUGGACAAACAACACACGCCUUUUGGAGGAGUGGGGAAAUGAGCAAAGAAUUAGAAUUAGAAAACCUACAUAUAACAGGUCUCAAGUUGUCAAAAAAGUGUUUCUUUCUCGGAUAAACUAAACUAAUCUUCGAGUUUUUUCAUUCAGUUUAUACAUAACGCAAGGAUGGUGUAUGUGAAUUUAGAGAGAAUAGGGUUUAGAGACGGAUACCAUAUGAAGAGGAGAUAUGGUUUGGCGGACUCGAGACUUCUUAUAUAAGAGUAUGGACUUUUUUUAGAGUUGGUUUAGACACACGGAGAAAUGUCUUACGGUGAUUCGGAUCUAUUGCUAACGCAGUUGUUUGUCCCGCAUUAGGCAAAUUUAUAUCAUAUUCCAACCGUUUUCAAUAUAACUAAACACUUGCCGGUUGCCAUUAUUUGUAAAAUUUCGUGCGUGACCAAAAUCAACAAGAUUUGGAGUUUUAGUGUGCUCACACCAUCAAAUCCUAUCCUGAAACAUUUUCCUGGGCAUCUCAAGUACCUCGAUCCAGAAAUUAGAAUCUUGAUAUCGUACUGUAGAAAUGAUAUCAUUAUCAAACAACUACACUUUUUUUUUUAGACAGAAUUAAUCCAGAGAUAAAAAGGCAAGGAACGAGACAAAAUACAAGUGACAAACUGUAGAGUUCGCUUUGUUCAGCGCCAGGAAAGUUAGUGCACAGCACAUCCCAUUUGGUGCAGUUUAGGGUUCCAUGUCGUUCGGACUCUUGCUGUUUGGAUUUGGAUUUGCGCUGAAAAUUUUAUUUGGGGCCCUAACGCUGGUGAAGGUGGGAUUGCGUUGCAAGCUGAUCCAAAUGCUCUCUUCCUCUCUUGUGUGUGUUUAAGAGGAUAAAGAAGGAAAGCGUAGGAGGGGUUUUGGGGGCAGCGUCACGUGGCAACUAGGGUUACUGAGUUUUUGUCGUCUCCAUUUGUUCCCAUAUUUGGUUCGGACCUUCAGAGAGAGAGAGAUUAUUCAGAAAGAAAUGGUUGUUUUUUUGGAAGGUAAUGUGCCAUUUUCGUGGCGGCUGAUUGGCUUCAUCUGCUGGGGAUCUGCUAAUAAGUGAGUUGUGACACUUACGUAUCGACCAGGAGAGUAGCUGAUGGGAAAUGGCCAAUGGGUGUUUUGUUUUGUUUCUCUUCUUUGCCAAAUUUACUUCAAUAAUAAUAAUAAUAUUGUGUC
Molecule: messenger RNA, 6258 nt
Organism: Linum trigynum
Lineage: Eukaryota; Viridiplantae; Streptophyta; Magnoliopsida; Malpighiales; Linaceae
Source: the annotation of a GenBank genome assembly